CAAUAAUUGCCAAACCCCACUUGGGCUAUUCCAAUUCCUUUCUUCAAUUUUUUGGCCUCACCCCUUCAAAAACAUCUCUUUUCCUCCAUCAUCAUUCCCUUUUUCUUCCUCCAAGCUCCCCUCUCUCUCCCAUUUUCAAAUUUCCAUAUGCUAAAGAACUGACGGAGACGAUGACAACGUCAACGGCCAUGACAGGAGGACGAACAGCUCGUGUUUGUGACAGCUGUUUAUGCAAAAGAGCUCGUUGGUUUUGCGCAGCCGACGAUGCGUUCCUUUGCCAAUCCUGCGACGUCUCAGUCCACUCAGCUAAUCAACUCGCGAGACGACAUGACAGAAUUCGGCUAGAAACGUCGUCGUUUAACUCCACCGAUCAUCUCCCUCCAACUCCAUGGCUUAAAGGCUUCACUCGUAAAGCAAGAACUCCACGUUCAAACAACAACAACAACAAAAUUUCUUCAAGUAAAGCUUCUGUUUUUUCCAUUGUUCCUGAAAUCGGUAACGAUAAUGAAUUAGGAUUCUCAAUCGAUGAAAACGACGACGAACACCACCAAUUUCUUGGCCAUCAACAAGAAGUCCCUGUUUUUGACCCAUUAUUUGAUGACCAAAAAUUGUUGUUAACUGAUGAAUUGGAGGAUUUUGGUGAUGGGUUUUUGCCAUCGGAGGUGGAUCUUGCGGAAUUUGUAGCGGAUGUGGAGAAUUUAUUGGGAAGACAAGAUGAUGAAGAACAACAACAACAAGACCAUGAUGGAAAUACAAAUAUUAUUGUUAAGGUGAAAGAUGAAGAUUUGGUACAAGAUUGUAUCAACAAGAACAAUAACCAUAAUGGGUAUUUGAUGGAUUGGGAUUUCAAAGAGGAAAUCGAAGAAGAAGAAGAAGAAGAAUUGAAAAUUAAAAACAAGAAGAAUAUUAUUUCAUUAAGGUUGAAUUAUGAUGCAGUUAUUACAGCUUGGGAUGCUCAAUCUUCACCAUACACUACCGGAAAUCGCCCUCAAUUCGACCUUGAUGAUUGUUGGGAGGAAUGGAGUGGAGUAUGCAGUAAAGGAGGAAGAAAUGUUGUUGUUGAUGAUCAAGAAUGGAGAGGGAGGAAUAAUAAUGGUAUAAGUAAUGAGGAAAGAGAAGCAAGAGUUUCAAGGUAUAGAGAGAAGAGAAGAACAAGAUUAUUUUCAAAGAAAAUAAGGUACCAAGUUAGAAAACUCAACGCUGAGAAGAGACCAAGAAUGAAAGGCCGUUUUGUCAAGAGAACAACAACGUAACACCCAGUAACCUUUUCUAAUUUAAUUAAUUCUUCAAGUUCAAACCCUAUACCCUAAACCGAAACCCCACUGCCCCUCAUAAUCUUAAUAAUUAUGUAUAAUAAUAUUACUAAUUAGUGUUAUAUGUAUUAUUAUCUAUCUAUAUGUCUCGAAGCUUCGUUGCUUCGUUGCUUCGAUUCCUGCAAAAGUUUUGGAAGCUUUCAUUCUUAGGGAAUAAUAAUGAUAUAUGUUAUGAAGUACUGGAAGAAUGAAAGGUGAAGAAGUGAACACUUGUUUUUAUAACAAUAUCAACAUCCUGUUUUUGAAA
This is a messenger RNA of Cucumis sativus (cucumber), 1560 nucleotides long. RefSeq names its product zinc finger protein CONSTANS-LIKE 16. Lineage: Eukaryota; Viridiplantae; Streptophyta; Magnoliopsida; Cucurbitales; Cucurbitaceae. Bases 171 to 1253 code for a protein of 360 amino acids. The record is from RefSeq and is a predicted model, not a curated record. Gene Ontology annotation, cellular component: nucleus. Gene Ontology annotation, molecular function: zinc ion binding; protein binding. Gene Ontology annotation, biological process: regulation of DNA-templated transcription. The transcript has 2 exons.